This is a messenger RNA of Danio rerio (zebrafish), 1961 nucleotides long. Lineage: Eukaryota; Metazoa; Chordata; Actinopteri; Cypriniformes; Danionidae. The record is from RefSeq and is a predicted model, not a curated record.
GACAGAAGGAGAUGGAGCCGUCGAAUGGGCUGAACCGGCCGCUGGAGAUCGUCCCGCACGCCGAGGUGAAGAUGAAGGACAGAGGACAGUGGAGCAACAAGCUGGAGUUUGUGCUGUCUGUGGCUGGGGAAAUCAUCGGCUUGGGGAACGUCUGGAGAUUUCCGUAUCUCUGCUACAAGAACGGCGGAGGUGCUUUCUUCAUCCCCUACCUGAUCUUUCUGUUCACCUGCGGCAUUCCUGUGUUUUUCCUGGAAAUUUCUCUGGGUCAGUACACCAGUGAAGGAGGAAUCACAUGCUGGAGGAAGAUCAGCCCGCUCUUUGAAGGAAUCGGAUACGCCACGCAGGUGAUAGUGGCUCUGCUGAACUUCUACUACAUCAUCGUGCUGGCCUGGGGAAUAUUUUACCUGUCCAACUCCUUCACCUGGAAUUUGCCGUGGUCAUCCUGCAACAACACCUGGAACACAGAGUCCUGCAUGGAAUUCCAAAGACGGAAUGAUUCUGUUGACCAAAGUUACCUUGACAACGCCACAUCACCUGUGAUCGAAUUCUGGGAACGGAGGGUUCUGCGCAUCUCGUCUGGGAUCGAGGACAUCGGGACACUGCACUGGGAUCUGGUUCUCUGUCUGCUGUUAGCUUGGGUUCUCUGUUAUUUCUGCAUCUGGAAAGGAGUCAAAUCCACCGGAAAGGUGGUUUAUUUCACUGCUACAUUUCCAUACGUGAUGCUGCUGAUUUUGCUGAUCCGAGGGGUCACACUGCCCGGAGCUUCACGAGGAAUCCAGUUCUACCUUUAUCCCGAUCUGGGACGCUUAGCAGAUCCACAGGUGUGGAUGGACGCCGGUACGCAGAUCUUCUUCUCGUACGCCAUCUGUCUGGGUUGCCUCACGGCGCUUGGAAGCUACAACAAAUACAACAACAACUGCUACAGGGACUCUCUGGCCCUGUGUUUCCUGAACAGCGGGACCAGUUUUGUGGCCGGUUUUGCCAUUUUCUCCAUCCUAGGCUUCAUGUCUUACGAACAAAAUGUCCCCAUUUCAGAAGUGGCCGAGUCAGGUCCUGGUCUGGCGUUUAUCGCAUACCCGCGGGCCGUGUCCAUGAUGCCCAUCUCUCCACUGUGGGCCUGUUUCUUCUUCAUCAUGAUUGUACUGCUGGGUUUGGACAGUCAGUUUGUGUGUGUGGAGAGUCUGGUGACGGCGAUGGUGGACAUGUAUCCAUCUUUCUUCCGCCGUAAGAACCGACGGGAGCUGCUGAUCCUGGUGGUGGCCAUCGUGUCCUUCCUUGUGGGCCUUAUCAUGCUGACUGAGGGAGGAAUGUAUGUCUUCCAGCUGUUCGACUAUUACGCUGCCAGCGGCAUGUGUCUGCUGUUUGUGGCCAUCUUCGAGACCGUCUGCAUUGCCUGGAUUUAUGGUGCGAAUCGUUUCUAUGAUAACAUCGAGGACAUGAUUGGUUAUCGUCCUGGCCCAUAUAUUAAAUACUGCUGGCUCUUCUUCACUCCAGCCACAUGUUUUGGCACGUUCGCGUUCUCUCUGAUCAAGUACACUCCGCUGAAGUAUAACAAUGAGUAUGUGUACCCGUGGUGGGGUUACGCGCUGGGCUGGAUGCUGGCUCUGUCUUCCAUGAUCUGUGUGCCGCUCUGGGUCAUUUACAGAAUGGGCACUACUAAAGGGUCAUUGAUGGAGCGUGUGCAGUUUCUCAUCCGGCCGUCUCCAGAUCUGCCCAAAAGCCGACGCGAGCAGGAGAAGCUGCAGGCGGUGUUUUCAGCAGACGGAGACUCUCUGCAUCAGCACAGCACACACACACACUCACACACACACAACAGAGACGGAUAUUUCCCUGUUAGAGAGAAAGAGUCGCACUGUUAGCAAACGCUGAGCGCAGUCUGAACCUUCCCAUCAUACCUCACAGUGCAGGACAGGCAGCCAAAUACACACACACACACACACACACACACACACACACAUGCA